This is a messenger RNA of Caenorhabditis bovis, 4923 nucleotides long. The record is from the annotation of a GenBank genome assembly. Lineage: Eukaryota; Metazoa; Nematoda; Chromadorea; Rhabditida; Rhabditidae.
AUGAUGAAUGAAUACGAGAGUCCAGGAACAUCGCAAAGCAACUCAUUCGAGUUUGCCGUGUCAGCGGAUCCGAAUCGAGUCAAUCAGCCAUCGCCGAUUCCACCGCAAGAGCAAAAACGCUAUGCGAACUAUAUCAACUCGUGGGUGAAUAAUGGCUAUCUUCGCGUUAACAUGACAUCGGAGGAAGUGGAAGAACCGGUGGCUCCGCGAGCAGAAUUGCAUUUCUCCAACGAGAUUCCCGAUGCGACGGUGUUUUCGGGAAAACUUAAGAAGCGCGCCGAAAAGAUCGCAUUAUUUCAAAAGCUACGCGAUGAAGCGAUUAAAAUGGUGAAUUCAAUUAUGCUGCCAGGCCAACUGGAAACAGACACUCUGGAGUUGGUAUUAAGUAACAGAGACAUUAGCGAGAGGCAAUCUGAAGUCAUGGAAAGAAGGCUUCGAAAUUAUCGGCUUUUCGAGACGAUUGGACAUAUAAUCAAAGUUGUCGAUUUAACAAAACGGGGUGCUGUAUUCCGCAAGAAUUUGAGAUAUGUAUUGUUUUCAAUAAAAGACAUGGAAGAGGACGAUAUGGUUGUGUUUCAGAUAACCAUGUCUUUUUUUCAUGAUCAAUUCUUGAAUGAAGUUCAACGAUAUGAACUAUUAAAAAAUGCCACCGAACGAUGGCUUCUAGGCGGAAAUAUUUUUGAGAAUUUCGUUGAGGAAACGAAUAAAAUAGUUUUUCGGGCAGAUGCUUCACAAGCAAAUGAAAUAGUCCUGAUGGAACGUCUUAUGAAUGUGUCCAUCACCGACUUCAUUAUAAAGAUAAUGGAAGAAUCGACGAAAUGCAUCUUGUAUGAGGAUCUGCACUUAGAGAGAAACCAAUUUGAAGAAUAUAUCGCCAGGGAUGCAAUCAAGAGGGUCGAGGUCGCGAGGCGCGAGUUGGCCCGACAGACGGAAAUUGCCAGGCAGGCGGAACUCGAGAGAUAUGCGGAAUCGGAUAGAGAGACAGAACAGGCGACACAGGAUCAAAUCGACAAGCAGGAAAAGUUGGCCAGACAAGUGGAGCUGGAGAGACCGGCGGAAUUGGAAAGAUUGACUGAACUAGUGAGGCAAGAAAAAUUAGCGAGACAAGCCAAACUCGAGAGACUAGCUGAGAUCGCAAGACAAGAGGAGCUGGCCAGACAAGCUGAACUCGAGAAACAGGCUGAGAUAGUCAGGCAACAGGAGCUGGCCAGACAAGAGGAGCUGGCAAGACAAGCCGAACAGAAGAGACUGGCUGAGAUCGCAAGACAAGAGGAGCUGGCAAGACAAGCCGAACAGAAGAGACUAGCUGAGAUCGCAAGACAAGAAGAACUGGCAAGACAAGCUGAACUUGAGAGACAGGCAGAGUUGGCCCGACAGGCGGAGCUGGCCAGGCAAGAGGAGCUGGCCAGACAAGCCGAACUGAAGAGACUGGCUGAGAUCGCAAGACAAGAGGAGCUGGCCCGGCAAGCUGAACAGAAGAGACUGGCUGAGAUCGCAAGACAAGAGGAGCUGGCAAGACAAGCCGAACAGAAGAGACUAGCUGAGAUCGCAAGACAAGAAGAGCUGGCCAGACAAGCUGAACUUGAGAGACUGGCUGAGAUCGCAAGACAAGAGGAGCUGGCCAGGCAAGCUGAACAGAAGAGACUGGCUGAGAUCGCAAGACAAGAAGAGCUGGCCAGACAAGCUGAACUUGAGAGACUGGCUGAGAUUGCAAGACAAGAGGAGCUGGCAAGACAAGCCGAACAGAAGAGACUAGCUGAGAUCGCAAGACAAGAGGAGCUCGCAAGACAAGCUGAACUUGAGAGACUGGCGGAGCUGGCCAGGCGGAAAGAAGAAGCCGAAUGUCGAGCUGAAUUUGAUCGCAACGUCAUUUUCUUUUUAAACAAUUUAAUAAAUAUUUCUUAUGAAGAAAUUGAGCGCACUCAAGCGCUGAGCGAUGACGUAGUAUGUUCGUUGAACGAUGUUCGAAAUUUGAAAAUUUCUGAAAAAUCCAUGAAGUCCUUUGACAUUGCUUUAGACGAGUUGUCCGCGAUGGAACAAAAAAGCGGAGCUCAAAAAACUCUUGAUACAGUCGUUGAUUUGAUAACAAGUGCCGAAACGGUCAUAAACGACAUUAUUGAAGAUAUCGAAGAAAACGAGGCGAUUGCAAAAGCGAAAUGCCAUUCAAUUAUUUAUCAUCUUUUGGAGAAAAAUAAGGAAUUGGAUGAAUUGUCUCGAAAGUGCUCAUUGAAAGUUCUAAUGGAGAUGAUGGAGACGCCGAACAACGAGGACGAUGCUGAUGAUGAUGUCACAAUGGAAGAUAUUUGGAGGCGUGCCAAGAAUUUGAAACACAUCAAUCGAACACGGAUUGGAGUUUUGUUGGAUUCGUUGAUGGGCAAUAGCGAAGAGGCCGCGUUCGCCAUAAAUGUGGAAAUUGCAAAACGACGUCAGGCUGUACUCGAUUACAUCGACGUCGAGAAUGUCGAUGGUUAUGAAGACGAGGAAGCAGUAGAGAAUUUCGAGGAAGAUGCUGAUAACGAAAUGGUCUUUUUGCCGAUUUACCAAGGAAUCGAUAUUGCAUCAAAUGAGGACAUUUGGUGUGGAGUUGACGUCGUGGAAGAAGAUAAAAAAGAAGAUCAUGAUGAGGAUUUGGAAUCCUUGAGUGACCAUGAGCCAGAGCUUGCCAAUGAUGGGCUUCUCUAUGAGAAAGAGCUCAACGCGAUCAAUAUUCCAUUUUCAAGAAUGUUGAAGCAAACUGAAUGCUUGAAUAAGGUGGAAAUCAAAGUUAUCUUCAAAGGAGAGAUUGAUCGUCAAAUGAAAAAUUGCUCGGAAGUAGUUUGUUCCGAUAAUCAAACUAUCAAGGAGGAGAAGAUCAAAAAUUUGGAUGAAGCUGAAAUGAAUAAGAAUCUGAUUCAAGAAAAUAUCCACGAGAUUGUUGAAGCUAAACAGACUGAAAAAGCUGAAAUGAAUAUUGAAGAAUUGACUCAGGCUGAGGUCGAGCCAGCUGAAGCUGAUAAGAAGACACAUCCAGAGGUCCAGAAGCUAACCGAAAAACAGACUGAGGUCCAGAAGCCAACCGAAAAACCGACUGAGGUCCAGAAGCCAACCGAAAAACCGACUGAGAUUCAGAAGCCAACCGAAAAACCGACUGAGGUCCAGAAGCCAACCGAAAAACCGACUGAGGUCCAGAAUCCAACCGAAAAACAGACUGAGGUCCAUGGGCCGAUUGAGAUUGACUUGACAGAGCUGGAAGAGUCAGACUUUAUUCACACUCUGGAAUUCCAGCAAAAGGAAAGUGCGCCAUAUGAAAUGAUCGAAUCGUUCGUUGGCAAGAAGGAAGCCAAAGACAAUACAGCGGGCGAAGCAACGAAUUCGCAUCAGAAUUACUCCCCGGCGUCUCAAAAUACCGCCAUACCGCUGAAAUUAUAUAAUAGCCAUAUGAUUAAUGCAAAAUCGCCAAUGAUUUACAAUUGUUUCACUGGAAAAUGGGAAGCUCCUCCAGAGAAAUCAUUGCGUCAACAAAUUGGGAAUAUCACGAUCGGCUCCACCGAGCCCUUUACCAUAAACAAUGUUCCGGUGAAAUUUGCGGAGACUCGUAGUGUCGAGUUCCUUGAAAUUAUGCCAAACGACCCGAUUGAUUAUUGUGAUAGUGUGUCAAAUGGGAUCAUCGAAUUCGGUGAAGUAGUGAUGGAAAAUGAACUCGACGAUUUUUGCGAGAUCGUCGCAACUGUCUCGAGGAAAAGAAAAACGCCGGUGAAAAAUGCCGAAAAGGCGAAACGACGAAGAUCCUCAGAGGAUACCGACGAAGACUAUGUUUAUGAAGACGACGAGGACGACGACGAUGAAUAUGAAAGGGAAAUGAGAAGGAAGAGGAGGAAUAACAUGAAGAAGAAGAAGAAGGGCAGUGCAUCGUCGCUAAGAAAGCGCAAAGCCGAUAUGAUCGAGCCGGAAGACGUCAAACAAGAAACUCCCAAUGAAGAGCAGCAAACCGAAAGUAUGAAAUCUCGAAUUCUCAAGAAACUUCAAAAACCAACUCGAACGCUGACGAGUUCGAGAACGCCUCAGCAGACCAAGAUUGGUGAUAAAGAAAUCAAAAAGGAAAUCGAGGAUCCAAUAGAAGAGUCGUCUGGAAUGCAAUUGAUGAAUUAUGGAAAUAAGGCGAAAGUAGAUGUUGAGGGUCACAUGGAAGGUGGAACGUUUGCUAAGCAACUCAUGAAAAAGUGUUUGACUCGUGGAAAUAAGAAUCCGAAAAGAGUCGUGUCAAUGUUUGGGUCUAACCAAUUAACCAUAAUCAUCAUGCAUAAUUACUGGGGUAUUUCACCGCUUUUUGACCGUGGCGACAAUUUUGGCAAGUCGAUGAAGAGAAGCUACGAAGUUCAAGGUGCUCGCCCACGCGCCAACCGUCACCAUCGGCGCGUCAACGGAAUGGUCCGUUUAGCAGUGACAGGAACCGCGCAGCGUUCGCCAUCGCCGAUGCCGUUUCGCCGUCAAUUCCGUCCCGCUUCGUACCGUGGAGACGCACACGGCACCAACAAUAACAACAACAACGACGACGACGACGACAGAGGUCAUGAGGAGAACCGUCCGCCGGUCAACCCUGUCGUCAUCCCUGAGAAUCCCCGAGAGCCGAGGGUCGCACCAUUAGACUCCAUAAGACUCGCGGUGCCGCACGUCUACGCAGCCCCAUUGCAUGUUCAGAUCGCUGAAGCCGCUGCCGCCGUCGGCGCCGAAUGCGAAGUGGCUGCCUCUGCCGCCGCCGAUCAGCCGCGCCCACGCCGCGUGGUGACACCGAUCGUGCGCAACCUUAUUCGCCAAAAAUUGGAGUUCCAAAAAGGAUUGGCAAGCCAGGAAGAGGACGCUUCCCCGCCGUCCGUCGCGCCACAAACCGAUCGCGCUGAAAGCGAUGACGAGGAUAUGGAUUCCGAGGAGGAGCGCGUCGUCUGA